CCAGCUCCUCAGGCUCACAACAAAAAAGGGUCCCCGCAAAGAAUGUCUGAUGCACAUCACUCCAUGGACAGCGACAACAGUAGCGACAUAGAUGAGAAUGAGCUCGAGCGCCGUAUUGAAGAACGGGUUCGGUAUCGACAAGUAUAUAAUGGCAGCGCCAGCAGCAUCAAACUAGUACGACCAUCGUCCUCUUCGAGCAACCUUGCCAACAAUGACGAGUUCCAACGCUUAAGGCAGCAACGCACCAUCCUGCGUUACAACAAUGCUAAAUUAUUCGAUGGGUCGAAUUCGCCUCAAAACAUCUCUACCUAUGGCUUUUUGCUCGGCAUUGUUUGCGGUGGUGGUUUGGUGUUUGCCAUGUUAUGCGAACCGAAGUGGGAGAUUCCACAGUUUGGAUUGUUUUUAGCGGCGCUCGCUUUGUUCCACUUUUUAGAAUAUUUGGCUACAGCUUUAUUUAAUCCUGAUACUCUGACACUUGAUUCGUAUCUGAUCAACCACAGUGCACAUUAUCAUGCAGCGCAUGCAGCAGCUUUCUUGGAAUUUGUUAUUGAGUACUAUUUUUUGCCGUCCUGGAAAUCGUUUAGUCUGAUUAAUUAUCUUGGUCUUGUUCUUGUCACUGUUGGACAAUCGUGUCGUACUAUUGCCAUGUUUUCGGCUCGACAUAACUUUUCGCACCAUAUUGCCGACUCAAAGGACGAAGACCAUGUUCUUGUAACCCACGGUAUCUACAGCAUUAUGCGCCAUCCAUCGUAUUUUGGCUUUUUUUGGUGGGCCAUUGGUAUCCAAUUCUUGCUAUUGAAUCCGAUUUGUCUUGGACUAUUUGUCUACUGGUUGCAUCGAUUUUUUGAUGAGCGGAUUGCUUAUGAGGAAUAUACCUUGCUUCGAUUCUUUGGUGAUCAGUGGACAAACUACAAGGCAAAGACGCCAACAUGGAUGCCACUUAUCCCAUAAGUUUGUUACACACACACACUACACUCUAUCUUUCUUCUCUCUCUCCACAUCAAUCCACCCAUCCAUCCAUCCUUUGAAACCAAAUGUAGACGUAUUCAUCACAUUCUUUACACCGUAAAAAAAGCAUUUGCAUUUUCAUCACCCAGA
Molecule: messenger RNA, 1098 nt
Organism: Zychaea mexicana
Lineage: Eukaryota; Fungi; Mucoromycota; Mucoromycetes; Mucorales; Lichtheimiaceae
Product: Isoprenylcysteine carboxyl methyltransferase family-domain-containing protein
Exons: 4
Coding region: 43-951 (302 amino acids)
Biological process (GO): C-terminal protein methylation
Cellular component (GO): membrane; endoplasmic reticulum
Molecular function (GO): protein C-terminal S-isoprenylcysteine carboxyl O-methyltransferase activity
Source: RefSeq, a predicted model, not a curated record